Geodia barretti is the source of this 582-nucleotide messenger RNA. Lineage: Eukaryota; Metazoa; Porifera; Demospongiae; Tetractinellida; Geodiidae. The record is from the annotation of a GenBank genome assembly.
UACCGACGAAGACGGGACGGCGCUCGUGGGGCUGGCAAGGAGGGCGGUGUCCGACCAUCUCCUGGGAAGGCAGACGGUUCCAGACGAUGCCCUGAAGUCAAGGUUCUCCUUUCGGGCAGGCGUGUUUGUUACCCUCAACAGCGGGGGCAGCCUGCGGGGCUGCAUCGGUUUUGUCGCACCCCGCAAGAGGCUGUACGGCGCCCUGGUCGAGGCGGCCGUUGCUGCUGCCACCCGGGAUCCGCGGUUUCUGCCUGUUCAGAGCGGCCAGCUGGGCCGCAUCAAAUUCGAGGUUACCGUCCUCUCCGAGCCCCAGAAGAUGGCCGUCUCCAACCCGAACCAGUACCUGUCGGGGAUCCGCAUAGGGAUGGACGGACUGCUCAUAAGGCGCGACUCAAGUUCGGGCCUGCUCUUGCCACAGGUGCCGGCGGAGUACGGGUGGUCCCCGCAGGAGUUCCUGGAGCAUGCCUGCGAGAAGGCCGGGCUUCCCAGGUACUCGUGGAGGGACGAAUCCACCGAGGUCCUGAGGUUUGGGGGGACGGUCUUCAGGGAGGGCUGAUCCCGCCGGGAGGCGCCGGCGCCUAG